CGUGAAGCUGCAUCUAGACACCCUUACUCAUCAUCAUACCCGAUUACCUACGCGGCGCUGGAGCGAAUUCCCUUUUGGAUCAUCCAGCCGUCGAAUCCCAGAGAAACCCAAGUUGAACCUCGCUCUGCCUUGAGGACAACAUUUGCGAGCCAUGGCCGAGGCCGUGAGGGCAUUCAAUUCGUCAACGCUGAACCUGCCGAAGCGGUUACUGGAUUUUUUCGCUCGAUAUCCUCCUGAGUUGUACUCGGCCAAAUUUACUGGAAUCACACUUCCACUCACACGAAAAGAGUCGAAAGAGGCUGCGAUUGCGCGAAAUGUCGCAGCUCCUGCGGCGAGUGCUCAGACGAGUCAGACGAUAACAGCAGAUGCUGCCACAUCAGAAGAAUUGACACCUCCUACACCUACACCAGCAUCCUUGUCUGCCGGACAGAAACUUCCUCCGAACCCGUUCUUGCCUCGGAAAAACUUCGUGACAGGAAAAUGGGCAGGAGCAAAGAUCGGGCUGCGGCGGCAAGCCGAAUUAGUCAAGAUGGCGAAGAAAUAUGACAUUGAAGAGUUGUUGCCUCCGAGUCGAAAGUCGACGGCGUUUAAACAGGCGCGGCUACUCGAACAAGGUCUACGGGUCAAGGGCACUGGUGAGGGCCAGAAGGUGAAAGGGCAUGCAUGGGAGAGACACGUUGGCGCUACUCUGGAGAAGAGGAGAACAGCCAUGGAGAAUAUGCCAGAACUCGUCAAGGAAUGGAAGAGGCGUGGCCACGGAAGAGGUUGGAAGAAGUACCCGAAAUAGAAUCGACGUUGCGAGUCCACACAAAUCUAGGGCGCGACUCAAGUUUCCGGACAUCCUGGAUCUUCUCAACAUCAUCCGUCUUCAAGCAAGCUCUUGCUGGGUCUGAGCUUGACUAUUUGUGUGCCUUGGGCAGGCUUCGACCGUACUGAAAGCAGUGGAACCUGGGAGUCCAGACUUCUCACAAGCUUGACGUCGUGCCAACACGGCCAUAGGAACACCUAACGGUGGACGUGAUGCCAUGUAUAUAUGAGUGCUGUGCGGCUUCAGUGUACAGGCUGUAUAUAAGUAUACCACCUUUUGUCGUGGUUAUGUAAGAUAGGCCGAGGACAGAGAAUGUUCAAGUACAUCUCUGCAUGUUUCCAGCACUCCUAGCCCUUGCGGCUUUCGGCGCGGGUGACAAGCUCCAGUUUGGGUAGAAUGACGCUGCGCUCAUGAGGCUGGGUAGGUCCAGGCCGAUUCUCGUUGCCAUUAGGGGACGCCUUGAAAGAGAUUGCUUGCCUCCAUGUCCGGUGAGCCCGGCGUGCCAAUAAAGUACGCCAGCAAAGUUGAUCACAAGUGUGCAUCCACUGGAC
Molecule: messenger RNA, 1359 nt
Organism: Exophiala xenobiotica
Lineage: Eukaryota; Fungi; Ascomycota; Eurotiomycetes; Chaetothyriales; Herpotrichiellaceae
Exons: 2
Coding region: 152-787 (211 amino acids)
Cellular component (GO): mitochondrial large ribosomal subunit
Molecular function (GO): structural constituent of ribosome
Source: RefSeq, a predicted model, not a curated record